This is a messenger RNA of Manihot esculenta (cassava), 2701 nucleotides long. RefSeq lists its product as uncharacterized. Bases 369 to 1949 code for a protein of 526 amino acids. The transcript is spliced from 6 exons. The record is from RefSeq and is a predicted model, not a curated record. Lineage: Eukaryota; Viridiplantae; Streptophyta; Magnoliopsida; Malpighiales; Euphorbiaceae.
AGGAAGAGUAUAAAAUGCGUGGCAAAGGCGGGCCCCCAUUUUUGAAUUUGAAACCAUCGAUUCCCCCACGCUCUUCCUUCAAAAUUCAUUCCAUACUUAACACAUUUUCUAAUCCUAUAUGCUAAUUGCAAUGCCCGCUCUCUUCUUCUCCAAUUCCAAGCAAUCAACUUUUCAAAUACGGAUCUGCUAUUCCCUUUUCUAAACCUAUCCAUCUAUUCCAUUCUACUUUCACUCCCUUCCUUCUCAACAAAGUUCCCAUUCUUUAUCUUUUUUUUUUUUGGUUCGUUUUCAUUCAAUUUGAAGUUUUCCCAACACCGCUUGAAUUUUGUGCCAUCAAAGUUUUGGACUUCAAUUGGGUUUCCUAGAUAAUGAAGAAUCAAGGUGAUCUACGGUUGCCCAGAACUGAUCAUACGGCGAUUGGAGAAAAGCGAAGCAGUGGCGGAUUGGGAGAGAAACAAGAAAGUCUUCAUGAACGGAUUAAAGUGCGAAAACUUGAUUCCGUGUUGAGGACUGAAGAGACCAGCACCCAUCCUAUGAAAAAUAGAGAAGCUAGUGACCAGUUUCAGUUUGGUGAAGGACUUUCUCAAGUUACCAGUUUGCCUGUAACCAUCGAUCUGGCUGCUGCGCAAGCAGAAAGACGUGGGAGGACUUCAUUGUCUGUCGAGGCAGGAUCUAGACCACUAGAUCUCAAUACUGAAGCUUGUGUUGCUGAUAAUUCAGCUAGCAAUGCAAGUCCGGGGAACACUGAGACUUGCAAGAAAGUCUCUUUGCUCAAGCAGCAUGAUAGAGAACAUGAUAGUAAAUUUGUAACCUCUGGAGGGAUUGGCUUGGAUCUCAAUGCCGAAGAUGUUACUAGCCCCAUGAACCCGGAAUUGUUUCGUAAUCCCAAAAUUCAUGAUCACUUGAAAUCAAGAAGGGAUGCUUCUGAGUGUGGGAGUACUACUAGUCCAGUGAAGGGGAAAGACUCAUUAAGAGUUUGGAAGGAGAUGAAGCAAAAUGGUUUUCUUUCAUCUUCUCAUGGCGGCAUUUCAAUACAACGUGGUGUAACCUCAUUUUCACAUGGUGGGAUACCAAUGCCAAAGCAACGUGGGAGGAAAAGCAAGAAUGAUAUUCUCAAGAAAAAGAUGGAGCUUGCAAAGAAAGAACAAGUUGAUAGGUUCACUAAAAUUGCUGCACCAAGUGGACUGUUGAAUGGUUUGAACCCUGGGAUUAUAAACCAUGUGAGGAAUAAAAAACAGGUCCAUUCCAUAAUAGAGGCCUUGGUUAAGUCUGAAAAACUUGAAAAUGGUUGUGUUGAAACUAAAGAAACCAGAAAUGUGGGUGAUUCUGGUGUACAUCUACUCAGUUUUUCUCGAGGAAAUGGGGGUUCAACUAUUUUAUCUGGGAACAAACAAAUAGGAGGAUGCCAUAUAUUAACCGGGGAGAGUGACUCCAGCAUGGUAGGCACGAUAUGUGGCAGAAAUUCUUUAUCACACUCCACUUCUGUCAUUGAAGAUGAUACUUUAGCACUUAAGUUAUCAACAUCAAGCAAGGUAUCUGAGGAAUCUAGAACUUUUUCUAAUGAGGAAUCAACAAAUGUCAAUAGCAUUUCUUCUCUUUCAGUAAGAGCUGCUAGCGUUGCUUCUCAAUGGCUAGAGCUUCUUCAUCAAGACAUUAAAGGGCGCCUCUCAGCAUUGCGACGCAGUAAGAAGAGAGUCCGAGCUGUAAUUACUACAGAGUUACCUUUUUUAAUAUCAAAAGAAUUCCCAUCUAACCAAGAGAAUGAUCCUUUUAUUAUGAAAACUUCAUCUGAUGGACAGUCUAGUAAUGCAAUGUCUUCCCUGCAUCAAGCAAGAUGGAGCACAUUAUUUGAUCAGAUGGAUAAGGCACUCAUCGAAGAAGAGAAACAACUUGUAAAAAUGAGGGGAGAUUAUUCUAUUUCAUAUCAUGGCUCCAAGAGAGUUGGUUGAACCAAGUAAAAGAAAUGCAACUGCACUGUGAUCAGGGGCUGCAAAAUUUUCAAUGGAACUCAAUUUUUGUUUCCCAACUGCAGGAAACAUCAGAAAAUUACAAUAGGUAAAGCUUUUAUAAUCUAAGGAGUGAUGAUGGUAAGCAUCUAUAGGUAAAGAAAAUUACAAUAUGCACUCCAUUGCGUUAUUUUAUGGAGAAAAGGAACAGUGAUCGGUAUUCGGUAAGGUACUGAUCUUAAUAUAGUCUAAAUAAAAUAGAGAACAGUGCGACUCUUAUAUAGUAGGUCAUAAUCGUUGACUUUUGUUCUGUCUGGUUUAAGAGGUUUAGUACAUUGAAGUAAGCAUGUCAAUAUUGGCUUCAUGUCUUCCUUGUCAAGAAUGCAUCCAAAAAGUGGUUUUGAAGAAAAUUUAUUUAUCUUUUUAUCAAGUUGAAAUUCAUGCUUGCCUUUUUCUUUGGGUAAGGCUGGAGUGCUGCAAAAUGAAGCAAGUUUGCUUCUGAAUAGGCUCAGCAGGUCCUCGUUUAUGGUCUUCUGAUUAAUCUUUUUGAUAUUAAAACAUAAAAGUAAAAUUUUUUCAACAUCUUUAGAUCUUUGUGAUUGAGAUUGGGGAAAACACAGUAGGCAGGCUCAUACUAUAUCAUGUGGUAGUAUAAUGCAUUUCUUGUUUUGUUUUGUUUUUGUUUUUUCUUACCUCAGGCUCCCUAUGCGGUGGAUAUUGCUAUUAGUUUUCAAAAAUUUAUUGUUUUGUAUGUG